CGGAAACUAUUCAACAAUUUGGUCCACCUGAACCGAUGUACAAUCACUAUCAAGAUUAAUACAUAAUGCGAAAGUUUAUUUUGGAGGAAAAUCUGCAUGAGAAAAGUAACGCUGAUAGACAUGAAAGUGAAGAUGAUCCUUUUACAGUGUACAGUUCUCAUAUUGAAAAUCCUUUCCAUCACUUCGUGGACCUGCGACAAUCCAUAAAAGAUAAAAUUAGUAGAAACGAAAUUUUUUACAGUUUCGAAAUUGUGUCUGUGAAGAAACCCAAAACAUUUUAUGAGAGGCUUCUUCUGGACAUGGAUAAGUAUUCGCCACUUUUUUAUGCAUUAACCUGGCAUAAUGAAGAAACUUCUAGCAAUGAUAGCUAUUUGCCUUUGGAUUUGGUAAAAAACUUUCCAUCAAAUACUCUUCUGCAUCUAGCAGCAAAAGAUCUAAAGCGUGAUGAAGUUGUUCGUAUUUUAAAGGAAGCUCUUGCCUGUGGAAUAAUUAAUAUAUUUGCUCUACAAGGAGAUUCAUUAUUCGAAGACGGUGACUUCAAGUAUGCAGAGGAUUUGGUUGCUUUCAUAAGAAAAGAAUUUGGAGACACAUUUUGCAUAGGUGUGGCGGGUUAUCCACAGAUGCAUCCGAAAUCGUUAUCAAAGGAACUCGACUUGUAUUACUUAAAAGCGAAAGUAGAAGCGGGCGCAGAUUUUAUUAUAACACAAAUAUGCUUCGAAUCUCAAGUUUUUAUAAAAUUCGUGAAAGACUGUCGAAACAUCGGAAUUGAGGUUCCAAUUCUUCCCGGAAUUUUGGCACCAAUGAAUUACGAGUGUUUAGAAAAGAUGACAGAUAUUUGCAAGCUUGAAGUUCCGAUUGAAAUUAAAGAUGAUUUGGCGCGAAUAAAGGAUGACAAUCAAGCAGUAAGGAAAUUUGUAAUUGAUUUAACUGUGAAGAUAAUUACAGACGUAAUUAAGAGCGGAACUACAUGCGGUUUUCAUCUAUUUACGUUGAACAGAUUAUCGUUAGUGGCGGAAAUAUGCAGGCGCGUAGAAUUCCCCAAAGCGGGAAGUGCGUAGCAAAUUCGCCGGUAUUCAAAAUCUACAUUUUAGAAAAAUUCUUAAUCAAAAAUUAAUUUCUGUAAUUACAUAAAAUA
Messenger RNA from Nylanderia fulva, 1135 nucleotides. Its product is annotated as methylenetetrahydrofolate reductase (NADPH). Gene Ontology annotation, molecular function: FAD binding; methylenetetrahydrofolate reductase [NAD(P)H] activity. The record is from RefSeq and is a predicted model, not a curated record. Gene Ontology annotation, cellular component: cytosol. Gene Ontology annotation, biological process: tetrahydrofolate interconversion. Lineage: Eukaryota; Metazoa; Arthropoda; Insecta; Hymenoptera; Formicidae.